This is a messenger RNA of Colossoma macropomum (tambaqui), 1870 nucleotides long. RefSeq names its product copine family member IX (gene cpne9). Gene Ontology annotation, molecular function: calcium-dependent phospholipid binding. Gene Ontology annotation, biological process: cellular response to calcium ion. Gene Ontology annotation, cellular component: plasma membrane. The transcript is spliced from 21 exons. NCBI's taxonomy places the organism in Eukaryota, Metazoa, Chordata, Actinopteri, Characiformes, Serrasalmidae. The record is from RefSeq and is a predicted model, not a curated record. The coding region runs from base 112 to 1782 and encodes 556 amino acids.
CUGCUCUGCUAUGAAGGAAGCGCCUCUCAUUCAGACUGGAAUGCGGGGCUGAGACUCGGAGCGAGUGAGGCUGAAAUCAGGAGGAGAGACUGAGAGAAACUUGAGGAGCAGAUGGCAUCGAUCGAGGAGUUUGACCCGCUCCACACCAGCGUCCCCGCCACCAAGAUAGAAGUUACUGUCUCAUGCAGGAACCUUUUGGACGUGGACACGUUCUCCAAGUCUGAUCCAGUGGUUGUUUUGUAUGUGCAGGGAAUUGGGACGAAAGAAUGGAGAGAGUUCGGCAGGACAGAAGUUAUUGAAAACACACUAAACCCAGACUUUGUGAGAAAGUUUGUUUUGGAUUACUUCUUUGAGGAGAAGCAGAACCUUCGAUUUGAUGUAUAUAAUGUGGACUCAAGAAGUUCAAACAUUUCAAAGCAUAAAUCUUUCCUGGGCCAGACCUUCUGCACUCUGGGAGAAAUCAUUGGCUCUGCUGGGGCUCGUCUGGAGAGAGUGCUGUCGGGUAUUCCAGGCAAGAAAUGCGGAAACAUCAUCUUUACAGCGGAAGAACUCAGCAACUGCAGGGAUAUUGCCACAAUGCAGCUUUGUGCUAACAAGCUGGAUAAGAAGGAUUUCUUUGGAAAAUCUGACCCUUUCCUGGUGUUCUACCGCAGCAACGAGGACGGCACGUUUACCAUCUGCCAUAAGACUGAGGUGAUCAAGAACACGCUGAACCCGGUGUGGCAGCCUUUCACCAUUCCCGUCAGAGCCCUCUGUAAUGGGGACUAUGACAGAACAGUUAAAGUUGAUGUGUAUGACUGGGACCGAGAUGGAAGUCAUGAUUUCAUUGGAGAGUUCACUACCAGCUAUAGAGAGCUGUCUCGAGGUCAGAGCCAGUUUAACGUGUACGAGGUUCUCAACCCCAAAAAGAAAGGCAGAAAAAAGAAAUACGUAAACUCCGGCACUGUAACGCUUUUGUCCUUCAAAGUGGAGUCAGAGUACACGUUUGUGGACUUCAUCAGAGGAGGGACCCAGCUCAACUUCACAGUGGCCAUAGACUUCACUGCUUCCAAUGGUAACCCUGCUCAGCCCACAUCCCUUCACUACAUGAGUCCAUAUCAGAUGAAUGCCUAUGCAAUGGCGCUGAAAGCAGUUGGGGAGAUUAUUCAGGACUAUGACAGUGACAAGCUCUUCCCAGCCUACGGCUUUGGGGCCAAGAUUCCUCCAGAUGGAAAAGUCUCACAUGCGUUUCCUCUGAAUACAGACUGUGAGAAUGCGAACUGUGUGGGGAUUGAAGGAGUGCUGGAAGCUUAUUACGAAUGUCUCCGAACGGUGCAGCUCUAUGGUCCCACCAAUUUCGCUCCUGUCAUCAACCAGGUGGCACAGUCUGCAGCAGAUGUGACAGACGGCUCGCAGUACUUUGUCCUACUCAUGAUCACUGACGGAGUCAUUUCCGACAUGGUGCAGACCAAGGAGGCUGUGGUCAAUGCUUCUUCCCUGCCCAUGUCAAUCAUCAUUGUGGGGGUGGGGCCUGCAGAGUUUGAUGCGAUGGAGGAGCUAGAUGGGGAUGAGGUGCGGGUGUCCUCCAAAGGCCGCGCUGCCGAACGGGACAUCGUACAGUUUGUGCCGUUCAGAGACUACAUCGACCGCACGGGGAACCAGGUGCUGAGCAUGGCUCGGCUGGCCAAAGACGUGCUGGCGGAGAUCCCCGAACAGCUGCUGUCCUUCAUGAAGAGCCGAGGAAUCGAACCCAGACCCGCACUGUCCAACUCUCCAGCAACACACAUCACCGUCCAUCUCUAAACGCAAACUCUUCAGCCCAAACUGCAGCUCAGCUCGCGCUAAAGACUUUAUAUUCUCAUGAAAAUUACCCAAGUAAUAAGCUCAUAAU